This is a messenger RNA of Coccinella septempunctata (seven-spotted ladybird), 1441 nucleotides long. RefSeq lists its product as uncharacterized. The transcript has a single exon. The record is from RefSeq and is a predicted model, not a curated record. Bases 32 to 1297 code for a protein of 421 amino acids. Lineage: Eukaryota; Metazoa; Arthropoda; Insecta; Coleoptera; Coccinellidae.
AACUGUAGUAGAUGAGCAAAUAUUCGUCUCCAUGGUAGUAUUUUAUCUUGAUGGAAUGAAAGCCUUAUCGUAUGAUCCCUUCAAGAAAACAUAUUAUGGUAUAAGAGGCUUCAUGGAUUACGUUGGGGAAUCUGAAAAAUUCGCUUCUAACCUUCAAGGACACAAACUUCAACUAGCCCUCUUCCUGAAUCCUCCCAGAAUAAUCAAGGAGGAUACUGGAAAAUGGCAUUCAGAUGACGAAUUCUUCUGGCAAAGAAUAAUACACGACCUGAAUGGUACAAUAGAGAUUGUUGAAACAACGCCAUACGAUCUGGAUGCUGCAAAGAUGGCUGUCAGGAAUGGCAAGGCGCACUUUUGUCCACUCAGUUACUUCAGAACCAGCAUUCCUGAAAAUUUGGAUUUCAUCGCACCUCAUGCUAUCGAAGAUCUGGUUGUUUUGGUACCUUAUUCAGAAUUGAUUCCACAAAGUACCUAUAUUCUCAUGGUCUUUUCGACAACAGUGUGGUUUUACUUAUUUUUCUCAAUUAUUUUAUUCCUUGUAUUAUUGCUAGUGAUGAACAAAAUGCGCAAAUCCCAUAAGAGAGAGACCUCAUCUAUAGUGAUGGAUAUUAUAAGUUUAUUGCUGGGUAAAUCCAUUACUAUUCACCCUUAUUACAAUAAUUGGUUGGAAAAGGGUUACCUGUGUCUGUCUCAAAUGAUCAGUAUUGUCAUCAUAACCGCGUUCAAUUCUGCUUUGAUUUCUGCAGUUCUCGUUGAUAAACAUAAGGGCCAAAUCAAUACACUCAGUGAUCUUAAAGAGUCCCAGUUGUCGAUUUAUGCCUUGCCCGAUUUGAAGUACUACGUUGAGGAAUUCGCACCAAUGUUUAAGUCGCAGCUGGUGAAAAUACCAAGGAGAAAUUAUAGUUCGUUACUCGAGAAUAAAAUUCAUCAACAAGCUUUGGUAGUGCCACGUUCAUUGUCACAAGCAGCACUGGAUAUGAUCAAUGACAAAGGUUCUAAUGUUUCGCACAGAACCAUGCGUGAAUCGCUUCUUUCUGGGUUUUCUACUUAUUUCUUCACGAAAGGAUCUCCGUUCGUCAAAAUAAUCGACAAAAUGAUACUGAAAAAGUUUCAAUACGGUUUGGACUGGAAGGAUCUGAGGGAAUUUGAUGUAACACCGAGUGAAUUCACUGCAAAAAAGAGACAUAUUCCGCUAUCUCUAUCGCAUCUUGGAGGAAUUUUUGUCGUCUGGCUUGUCGGUGUUGGUAUCUCAAUAAUAGUGUUUUUUGCAGAAAGGUUUCAUAUACUAACUUAUUAGAGUUUUAUGGUUGUUCGUUCACUGUGUCGUUUUUGAAAUAAUAAAUGUUGUUGUGCACCUGCAGACUGAUGUUUUCUUUAAAUCUUUUCAUUUUUUUCUGAAGAACCUUCUGAGAAGAAUCUCAAGAUUACAUAGAAGAAACAU